Anthonomus grandis grandis is the source of this 827-nucleotide messenger RNA. RefSeq names its product coiled-coil domain-containing protein 28A. The coding region runs from base 53 to 691 and encodes 212 amino acids. The transcript is spliced from 3 exons. The record is from RefSeq and is a predicted model, not a curated record. Lineage: Eukaryota; Metazoa; Arthropoda; Insecta; Coleoptera; Curculionidae.
UUAUUUGACAGUUAAACAAAAAUAUAAUUUAGUUAAUUUUUUAAAAUUUACAAUGGAAUCGAGGGGCGAAACCUCGGAGCUCCAACAAUUGGUGUCCAGCGAUGCAGAAAAUGACGACAGCACAAUCCAAGAGGAUCCCACCGAUACCACAGAAAGCAAGGUCAUGUCUCCGAUCCGAAGUGCCAAAGUAUUCUCCUCCUCAGGUAAUACCAGCCAUAGUUCGGUAACUAGGUCUUUAGGUAAGGGCUACAUAGCGCCAUCAAUAGGAGGCUCAAAAAUUGCUUACAUAAAUGAAAGAAAGCCGGCUAGAGAACCUGUUAAACCUAGUACUGCAAGACCAAGAAAUACACACAAAGACCCCCCUAAACCAGAUACACACCACCAUUCUUUUCUCUCCCAAGUGCCGGACGUGAGACACAUGGAGAGGGCCCUAUUAGGGCUCCUGGCCGAUUUUCAUUCGGGAAAACUGAGGGCUUUUGGUGGAGGCUGCACUAUGGAACAAAUGACCAACAUUCGGGAGCAACAAGAGAAAUUGGCAAAGUUGCAUUUCGAUUUGGGUGGAGCGGCAACUAUACCCUCUUUGACUGAUGAGAGCUUAAAAAAUUCUCAAAAUACUAUGAGCCAAUUGAUCCAGAGGUUGGAGCAAUUGUCUGUGUCUAUUGAAGCACUGCAAAGUAAUUCUACUAAAUAACUACUGUGUUGCAGUUGUCACAGGGAACUUUAAUAAAAGGUUAUGUUUACUGUUAAAUAUUUAAUAUUUAUUUAUGAGUUUAGUUAAAAUUAUAAGUUAAUUUGAAGACAUUUAUAUUAUAUGCUUGAUUAUUAUA